AUGUCUUCCACGGCUGCUGGUGAGCCCAAUGUGGACCAGCGAGACAGGUGUAUCAGCAAGCUCAUUUUCUUCCUCUUUGUCUUUGGUGCCAUCCUGUUGUGUGUGGGAGUCCUGCUGUCCAUCUUUGGAUUCCAGGCAUGCCAAUAUGAAACCCUGGCCAACUGCAGCCUGGUGCUGAAGGUCGCCGGGCCCUCAUGUGCUGUGAUUGGGCUGGGGGCUGUGAUCCUGGCCCGCUCCCGGGCACGACUUCAGCUCCUGGAAGAGCAGCGUCGAGGCAACCAGCUGGACCCUAACCAAGCCUUCAUCUGUGGAGAGAGCCGUCAGUUUGCCCAAUGCCUCAUUUUUGGGUUUCUUUUCCUGAUGAGCGGCCUGCUAAUCAGCAUACUGGGCAUUUGGGUCCCUGGAUGUGACUUUGGCAGGGGGCAAGGGUCGCAGAAUGAGACCGACAUAGCUGGUUCUGAACCCCAAAUCUGUGGGUUCCUGACUCUGCAGAUCAUGGGACCUUUAAUUGUACUUGUGGGAUUAUGCUUCUUCGUGGUCGCCCACGUUAAGAAAAGAAACAGCACAAGUGCAGGCCCGGACGCCUUGGAGAGUGAAGAAGGACAAGUCCAGAGCACGGAGCCCGUCCAGGUCACUGUAGGUGACGCGGUGAUACUAUUUCCACCUCCCCCACCACCUUACUUUGCUGGGCCCUCUGCUUCCACUGGAACUCGAAGUCCUCGGGCUAACAGUUUGCUUCCGAAUGAAAAUCCACCUUCAUAUUACAGCAUUUUUAACUAUGGCAGGACCCCAAUUCCUGAGGGCCAAGGCACAGCCGCUGCAAGAGGAAGUGAAUCUGUAUAUACGAUUUCUGGAACUAGUCUUUCCUAUGAACUCUCGCCUCCUCUACACCUUCCUUCUGAAUCACCUCCUAGAUACGAAGAAAAAGAAAAUACUGUUGCUACAUCCCUGUCUCCAUCUUCCGAGCCUUCCCCGCUGUAA
Chrysochloris asiatica (Cape golden mole) is the source of this 981-nucleotide messenger RNA. RefSeq names its product transmembrane protein 171 (gene TMEM171). The coding region runs from base 1 to 981 and encodes 326 amino acids. NCBI's taxonomy places the organism in Eukaryota, Metazoa, Chordata, Mammalia, Afrosoricida, Chrysochloridae. The transcript is spliced from 3 exons. The record is from RefSeq and is a predicted model, not a curated record.